Messenger RNA from Xyrauchen texanus (razorback sucker), 2477 nucleotides. RefSeq names its product ubiquitin-conjugating enzyme E2 Q2. The transcript has 13 exons. The record is from RefSeq and is a predicted model, not a curated record. NCBI's taxonomy places the organism in Eukaryota, Metazoa, Chordata, Actinopteri, Cypriniformes, Catostomidae. The coding region runs from base 122 to 1261 and encodes 379 amino acids.
GUUGUUUCUCUCCUCCAGUCUCGGCUCCGCACGCACGCAUUCACUGAAAUCAGCUGCGCGCUCGCAGUAGUCCAUGCGUCCCUUCCCCCCGCUGCCUGGCUGCUGAUGAGAUGAGUGGAAGAUGUCGGUGUCGGGGCUGAAAGCCGAACUUAAGUUCCUUGAGUCAAUAUUUGACCCAAACCAUGAACGAUUCCGAAUAAUCGACUGGAAGCCCGAUGAGCUUAGCUGCCAGUUUAAUGUGACGGGAGAAAAGCUACUGAUUAUUCACUGCAAUAUUACGGAGUCUUACCCUUCAACCUCGCCAAUAUGGUUUGUCGACUCUGAUGACCCAAGUUUGACCGAAGUCCUUGAACGACUAGAGGAUGUUAGAAAAGGCAAUACUUUGCUCCUCCAGCAGCUGAAAAGGCUGAUCUGUGAUUUAUGCCGACUCUAUAACUUGCCACAGCACCCUGAUGUGGAGAUGCUGGACCAGCCACUUCCUGCUGGACCCAUUAGUCAAGACAGGAAGCAUGGAACAACAGAUGAGGUGACAUCAGAAGAAGAGGAGGAAGAGGAAAUGGCAGAGGAUAUUGAAGAUCUAGACCACUAUGAGAUGAAAGAGGAGGAACCCGUUGAUGGGAAAAAGUCAGAGGACGAUGGCAUCGAGAAGGAGAACUUGGCCAUUCUGGAGAAAAUCCGCAAGAACCAGAGGCAGGACCACUUGAACGUAAGUGUGCAUUCGGGUGCAGUUUCUGGUUCAGUUCAGGCCUCUGACAGACUCAUGAAGGAACUCAGGGAGAUCUAUAGAUCACAGAGUUACAAGACAGGUAUCUAUUCAGUGGAGUUAGUCAAUGAUAGCCUGUAUGAGUGGCAUGUCAAGUUAAGGACGGUUGAUCCAGACAGUCCGUUGCACAGUGAUUUACAGGUUUUGAAGGAAAAAGAAGGCAUGGACUACAUUUUACUAAAUUUUUCUUAUAAGGAUAAUUUUCCUUUUGAUCCUCCAUUUGUGCGGGUUGUGUCCCCUGUCCUGUCUGGAGGCUAUGUCCUUGGAGGAGGAGCCUUGUGUAUGGAGCUACUUACCAAACAGGGCUGGAGCAGUGCCUACUCAAUAGAGUCAGUCAUCAUGCAAAUCAAUGCCACUCUUGUCAAAGGGAAAGCCAGAGUGCAAUUUGGAGCAAAUAAGAAUCAGUACAAUCUUGCCAGAGCACAACAGUCAUACAAAUCACUGGUUCAGAUCCAUGAAAAGAAUGGCUGGUACACACCCCCUAAAGAAGAUGGCUAGGAGAAGAAUUUAUCUGCUUGCACACUGCAAACAUGGGAUAUCUGGUCAAACCUUUGCUUUAUUUUACUAAUGUUAUUCGCCUCUUCAGCUUGAGUAUGAUGCUCCCUCGUGUAAGUGGAAUCCAUCAGCGGGGAAACAUUUCCCCUCUUGCUGUCUAGAAUAAUUGGAAAUUUGCAUCGUCCUUUAUCUUCUGCAAGGCUGGACUUUUUUUGACCUGAUCCCAUGCCGUCUGGAUUUCUCUUUGUUUCUCAUGAUCAUUUUCUUUCUCAUUUAUGUUUUAUUACACUGAUGGGACGUUCAGAGCCUUGGUACUAAUAGGCAUCUAACAUGGAGUUUGGAAAAGGCUCCAGGUGUCCUGAUCAGAGAAAGACAUGUUUUUUUUUUUUGCUUUCUUGUCCUCACUUUUACUCUUUGGAGCAUGGCUCUGUUCAGGAUAAAAAACAUUGAUGGAGAUGCUCGAUGAAGAUGCUGGAUCUGAUCUUCUUUGCUUUUAAAGGAUGUUCUUAUGGCCAUGGUGUUUGGACUUUAAGUGGUGGUUUACUGAACUUAAAACAGGAAAUGGAUGCAACUAGAGACAAUGUGAAGACAAUGUGCCACUGCUCUUGCAUCUAUAAAAACUCCUUUUCUUCAUGCAUUCUGAGUUGAAACAUACUGGUACAUUUAAUACUGAUGUUGUCGAAGAAUCGUUACUUGCCACAAAUAUAUGCGCAACUUCUUUAGCAACCCUAAUGUUAAUGGUGAUGGCGAGGAAGAGUAAAUGGGGCAGUUAUACGAAUCUAGCUCCUCUUGUUUUUCCGCUAAGGAUGCAUUCCAUCCAGUGUCCUUAUGCUUGAUUUUAGCAUGAGGCUGAUCUGACCAGUAAUGGACAAAUGCAAACUUUGGCUUUGAAAAGGGUGAAGCAGGACUUGCCGUUGCUCCAUAGUUGAACAGAGCUCCACUUGUAUACUUGUAAAUGGAUUUGAAGCGUCUUAAAUGUGGUGUUUAUGUGAAGUGGGGAAAUUCAGACAUUGGGACUCGAAAUGAGAAAAGGUCUAUGUGUCUGGAAAAAUAAUUGCUCAAAACAGGGGGUAAUAUCUUAAAAAAAUGUAUUUAUAUAAGUGAUAUGAAUAUAACUUCUUUUUUUCUUUUUUUUUUGUUCCCACCCCCAGUUUUGUCAACUCCUUGCCUAUUUGAAAGAUGUUCAUGAUUUCUGCUCCAUUAAAGAACAGUUGUUACA